Molecule: messenger RNA, 2863 nt
Organism: Myxocyprinus asiaticus (Chinese sucker)
Lineage: Eukaryota; Metazoa; Chordata; Actinopteri; Cypriniformes; Catostomidae
Product: flotillin-1-like
Exons: 13
Coding region: 123-1394 (423 amino acids)
Biological process (GO): protein kinase C signaling; protein localization to plasma membrane; regulation of receptor internalization
Cellular component (GO): plasma membrane
Source: RefSeq, a predicted model, not a curated record
GCGCCAUCUCUAUUAUAUACAACCACUAGUUACAGCCUGCUCGAUUACUGCGUCUCUGCCUUGUGCCAUCACCAGUUUGAUUAAUUCUUAUUAUUCACUAUUAAUUCAGCCCACGUGUGGAGAUGUUUUACACCUGUGGACCCAAUGAGGCAAUGGUGGUGUCAGGUUUCUGCCGCUCUCCACCGGUCAUGAUCUCUGGUGGAAGAGUGUUUGUUUUUCCGUGCAUCCAGCAGAUUCAGAGAAUCUCUCUGAACACUCUGACGCUGAAUGUUAAGAGUGAUAAAGUCUACACACGUCAUGGAGUGCCCAUCUCUGUCACUGGAAUUGCACAGAUGAAGAUUCAAGGGCAGAAUAAGCAGAUGUUGGCUGCAGCAUGUCAGAUGUUCAUGGGAAAGUCAGAGGGUGAGAUUGCCCAUAUCGCCUUGGAAACACUGGAGGGCCACCAGAGAGCCAUCAUUGCUCAUUUGACUGUGGAGGAGAUCUACAAAGACCGUAAGAAGUUCUCAGAGCAGGUGUUCAAAGUGGCUUCAUCUGACCUUGUCAACAUGGGCAUUAGUGUGGUCAGCUACACACUCAAAGACGUUCAUGAUGACCAGGAUUACCUGCACUCUUUGGGAAAAGCACGUACGGCACAGGUGCAGAGGGAUGCACGUAUCGGGGAAGCCUUGAACAAAAGAGAUGCAGUGAUCAGGGAAUCCCAUGCUAUGCAGGAGAAGGUAUCUGCUCAGUACAUGAAUGAGAUUGAAAUGGCAAAGGCUCAAAGGAACUAUGAGCUAAAGAAGGCUGCUUAUGACAUUGAGGUCAACACUAAAAAAGCUGAGUCUGAGAUGGCCUACCAGCUACAGGUGGCGAAGACAAAGCAGCGGAUUGAGGAGGAGAAGAUGCAGGUUAUGGUGGUGGAGCGAUCACAGCAAAUCACACUGCAGGAACAGGAGAUCACACGCAAAGAGAUGGAACUGGAGGCCAAAGUCAAGAAACCAGCCGAUGCUGAGCGAUACCGACUGGAGAAACUGGCAGAAGCUGAGCGUCUUCAACUCAUUAUGGAGGCAGAGGCUGAGGCUGAAUCCAUUAGAGUAAGAGGAGAGGCCGAAGCGUACGCUGUGGAGGCUAAAGGUCGUGCAGAUGCAGAGCAAAUGGCAAAGAAGGCUGAAGCAUUCCAGCAUUACAAGGAAGGAGCAAUGGUGGACAUGUUGCUAGAGAAACUGCCACUGAUGGCAGAGGAGAUAAGUAAGCCUCUGACAGCUACGAAUAAGGUCACCAUGGUGUCCAGCGGAGAUUCAGAGGUUGGCGCAGCCAAGUUGACAGGUGAAGUGCUGGAUAUCAUGACCAGACUGCCUGAAGCCAUCGAGAAACUGACUGGUGUCAGCAUUUCCCAGGUGGCUCGUACUGGUUGAACCCACCUUUUCUUCAACAGAGCUAUGACUUUAAUGUUGUACGCAUGCCUCACUAUAAUUCCCUUUAUAAAUUUUCCUUGACUUUUUUCUCUUUUUUAUUGAAGUCAUUCUCUUUUCUCUUUGUAACCUAUUUAUGUCCCCAUUUCUCCAUUUAUGUCUAUCUUCCACAUGCAUCUUUUUUGUUUCUUUCUUUUCCAUGUCUCUCUCUCUCUCUCCCUCUCUAACACUGCCUGUCCUUUUUGCUUUGUUGCCACAAACCAAAGUGCUUUUUAAUCUAAAAGUCCAGAGAAGAAGAAUGCUGUUCUUAAUGCUUUUUAUUUCUAAUGUCUUUGUGCCAUUCACAGUGAACUCAAGGAUAUGUUGAAUGACAGCUUUUUUCCAAAAGCUGUUUUUUAUUAUUAUUAUUAUUAUUAUAGAAGACUUUUAAAAUGCUAGUAGUGUAUUAAGACCAUUUAGUUAGUCUUGACCUUUCCAUUAGUAGUUGUAAAGUUUAUCUUUGGAAGCCAAAGUAACAUGAAGGGAUCCACACAGGAAAGCAGUCAUUUAUAAGCUUUUGUCACAUCAUGUGUUGAUGGCAAUCAAUAACUGGUGCUGUUGUAACUUUUUCUGGGGUUUAAAUGGGAUAUACUUUCACUUUUCCUUAAGGAUGUGUUUAAAUGGUGUAGCUAUAAGUUUAACAGUUUGACAUAACCUUAUAGGAAUUAUUGCAGUUAUCUGCUUCAAAUGGUACUAUGCUCAGUUCAGUGGAAAUCUGAUGAUACUGCCUAUUAUGUCAGAUCAUCUUGAAUCUUUCCAGUGUAUGAGGAAACUGAACAAUCAGUUGUCUUUAUAUGUAAUGUGAGAAAAGUUAAAGGUCAGUGUUUUUUGGUUGUAAUUAUAUAUUUAAUAUGUUGGUUAUGCUACAAAUGCUACCUAGGUCUAUCAUUACAUCAUAAUUGUAAACAUAAGUAAUUUCCUCAAAUGUUCAAAUGUCAGACUCAUUACAGUAUGUUGAAGCUACUUGUGUUAACACUAAAGGCUUUUAUUAUUUUUCAUUUUUCAUUGCAUUAGCUCCAAAUCCAAUCAUAAAACUAGCACAUUAUGUUAUGGUACUUUACAGACGUUGUAGCAAAGAAUCACAAUCUUCUUUUUAAUGUUUUGUGACUAAUAUUUUAUAAUUGAAGUGAGAUGCAUCCCUCUAAGGCUGAAGAUGUCCAUUUAUUAUUGGUGGGCAAAAAAAAUAAAUACCAUAAUGUAUCGAUAGAUUUAGUGUGUCAGGGCAUUAGUUAGACCUACUGUUAUGCUGUGUAGGCUAGUGCUGCUAUGUUAGUGUGUUGAAGAAAUACUUGUUAACAAAUGUCAUUUAAACAUAAAAUAUAUAUAUAUUCUGUACUAUUUAUACAGUUAUGUAUCCGAAUCACCAGUUUUAAAUGUUAUGAUUUUAAUCAAUGCAUGCAAAGACCAACACAUAUAAAACACUUUACUCUGAA